AUGCUAACAUCAGAAGCACAAUUCCUCGUGGAUGAUCUCACUGAGAUAGAGUGGAACGAUGCUGCUUUUGAUCAUCUAGUGCUUCCAGGAAAUGAGAAGGAAUUGGCCUGGGCAUUUGUGGAGAACAAAGCACUCUCUACAAACCAUUUUGACGAUUUCGUCCAAGAUAAAGGUCGAGGCAUCAUCAUCCUGAUGUUUGGGCCACCUGGUGUAGGCAAGACCUACACAGCCGAAGCAGUCGCGGAACGGUCCCGAGUGCCACUGUAUUCGAUGAGUGCUGGAAUGCUCGGCACGACUCCAAAAGCUGUUGAGGCUGCUCUUGACCGAGCUUUAGAGUUGUGCAAAUUGUGGAAUGCUAUGCUGCUUUUGGAUGAGGUCGACGUCUUCCUUGGCGCUAGGACAGACACCGACCUAGCUCGCAAUGAACUUGUUGCUGGUUUCCUGGAUCAUGCAUUCCAGUCUCGUGUUGACCUAUUCUUACCUUAUGCUGAUUUAACGGCUCAGGCUCGACGAAAGGUCUGGAAGAAUUUCAUCGAUCGCGCCGGACAGGAUAAAUUUGUCGUGAAAGAUGACGAUUUGGACGUGUUGGCUGGAGUCAGUCUAAACGGCCGCGAGAUCAAGAACCUGAUCAAGAGCGCUCAUCUUCUGAGCUUGAAGGGGAAAGAGAAGAUUACCAUGGAGCGCUUGUACAUGCUGGCCCAGAAUCGCCUGAAAGCACUUCAAGCCCUUUCAGCAUGA
This is a messenger RNA of Phaeoacremonium minimum UCRPA7, 738 nucleotides long. RefSeq names its product putative aaa family protein. The coding region runs from base 1 to 738 and encodes 245 amino acids. The record is from RefSeq and is a predicted model, not a curated record. The transcript is spliced from 4 exons. Lineage: Eukaryota; Fungi; Ascomycota; Sordariomycetes; Togniniales; Togniniaceae. Gene Ontology annotation, molecular function: ATP binding; ATP hydrolysis activity.